Hipposideros armiger (great roundleaf bat) is the source of this 3687-nucleotide messenger RNA. It is a transcript of the gene BSND, whose product is annotated as barttin CLCNK type accessory subunit beta. Gene Ontology annotation, molecular function: chloride channel regulator activity. The transcript is spliced from 4 exons. NCBI's taxonomy places the organism in Eukaryota, Metazoa, Chordata, Mammalia, Chiroptera, Hipposideridae. Gene Ontology annotation, biological process: chloride transport. The record is from RefSeq and is a predicted model, not a curated record. The coding region runs from base 275 to 1231 and encodes 318 amino acids. Gene Ontology annotation, cellular component: basolateral plasma membrane.
GUCACACACACACUCCGGCUGGGCCCAGAGGGAAGGUGAGAGGGAAUGAAGGUAGGUGGUGGGGGCAGGGGCCAUCCAAGCGUAGCUCCUGCAGCCUGCUGAACCUGUGCACCCUGCAACCGUGGAGCCUACCCUCCUUUAAACUUUAAGCCCCGAUUGGCAGCGAUUCCGGAGUGUCAUCACUCCCAGUGUGAGGUGUGUGGGUGUCCACACUGGUUCACGGGGGCCCCUCCACGGUGGUGCACGGAACAGACGGCAGCCUGGCGGGGCAGCCAUGACAGACGAGAAGACCUUCCGCAUAGGCUUCAUUGUGCUGGGGCUCUUCCUGCUGGCCCUCGGCACGUUCCUCAUGAGCCACGACCGGCCCCAGGUCUAUGGCACCUUCUAUGCCAUGGGCAGCGUCAUGGUGAUCGGGGGUGUCAUCUGGAGCAUGUGCCAGUGCUACCCUAAGAUCGCCUUUGUACCCGCUGAUUCUGACUUCCAAGGCAUCCUGUCCUCGAAGCCUCUGGGCUUGCUGGAGAACGGGCUCACUGCUGAGAUGAAGAGCCCCCAGCCUCCCUAUGUCAGGCUGUGGGAGGAAGCCGCCUAUGACCAGAGCCUGCCUGACUUCAGCCACAUCCAGAUGAAGGUCAUGGGCUACAGUGAGGACCCCCGCCCCUUGCUGGCCCCUCAGCUGGGACAGCAGCGGCUGGAAGCCAGUGAAAAAGGAGAAGGUGGCCAUCCUGAUGCUCAGGCCUGGAUGGAGGCUGCCGUGGUCGUCCACAGGGGCUCAGAUGAGGACGAGGGAGAAAGAAACCCAACUCAGAGCAGGCUUGGCCCCCAAGCCUGUCCUCAGGGCCCUGCUGCACCUUUGGCUUCUUUCCAAGAUGAUCUGGACUUGGGUUCCAGCGAGAGUGGCAGCGCCAGCCCAUCUCCACCUGAGGGGGAGGAGCCUGGAGCCCAGCCACAGGAGCCCUGGGCCUGCAGGUACAGGCUGGACCGCUUCCAUGAUUUUGCUCUGAUCGACGCCCCCACAUCAGAGGAUGCUCCUCCAGAGGGGCAGUGGCCGGACACAGCCCCACCCGGCUACUGGCAGCGUUCCCCAAGGACAAAGGAGGAGGAGGCGGCUUCGGACACAGGCAUGGAGGAGCCAGAGCAGGAGGAGGAAGACUUGUACUAUGGGCUGCCGGACAGCCCCGGGGACCCCCUCCCAGACAAAGAACAGGGCUUUGAGCCCGAUACCCAGGGCUGAGAUGGAACUGCCCCUGGGUCUAGCUGGGCAGGGCUGUUAGCCCUGUGUCACCUCACAGGGCCUCAAUUUCCCUAUCUGCGAAAUGGGGCUAUACGGAGGUGCGAAUGAGAUGGUGGAUUCUAGAGCACUUGGAGAACUGUCAAGAAACACAUAGGGAGGAGGUGAUUACUUUCAAUGGACCAUCACCCGUCCAGUUGUUAUGUUUUGGGGGGUAAAGCUUUGAAGGUAAAAUGUGAUGUGUUGUGAAGAUUUGCGACAGCUGGGGCCCUCAAGAGCCUUGUUUGCCUUCCCCCGAAGCUGGUCUCUGACCAGGAGCCUUCCUCAGUGCUGUGCCUGGGUCCCUGAUGCUCUGUGAAGGCCUCUGUGUUCCUGUUCCUGUUGAGUCUUGUGAUCCACCUGGUAGCUGGUGUGAUCUGUCUUCAUCCAGAACGAACCACAUCACCCCUGCCCACAUUGCUCCAGGAUCUAAAACCUUCCAUGACUGACCUCUGCUGACCUCCCAACUUCCACCCUGGUCAGCCCCACGCCACACCCUCUGCUUCUCAAUUCCAAGGCCAUGCCCUGCCCCACACGCACACCCUGCUGCCCCAUGCCCUUCCCACACUAUCUGCCCCUCUUCCAGGAAGCCCUUUGGCAUAGCUGUCCCUUCUCUGAAAGCCUUUUCUGAUGUCACCGCCUCCUAGAAUAAGUUAGUCCUGGCUCCUUGGUGCCACCUUUGUGCCUUUUUACACUUAUCACUGGAGUUUGACUGUCUGCUCAAGGCUAGCAUCCUUGCUUUACUCCCCUUGGUAUAUCUCCUGUGCCCAGAGUCAGUGGUCAUUGAGGGUAUAAGGAACUGACCAGAACUCAGGAAACUUUUGCAAAUAAUGUCCUCCUUUCCUACUUCCCUAACACUUAGACUCCCAGCCCCUUCACUCUCAGGCAUUCAAACCUCCAAAUAGCCUACAGAGGCGUCACAAAGCCAGGCAAAGAGCCUUCAGAGUAACCUCCUUCCCUUCAGAAUACAUCUGCAUUGGGCUAGGAUUGUGGGUGAAAUGAACCUUCCUGGCUUAACUCGAUUUGACUGAGAUGCCAUUUACUGAGCAUCUACUAUGUGCCAGGCAUUAAGCCAGGAUCUUCAGGGGAAAGAGACAUGAACUAACAGUUCUCGCCCUCAAAGGACCCACAGUCUAGUGGGCUUGGUUUCUUGUAAGUUAGGGACAGAGUGCAGAUCAAGAGUGGAAGAGAAGUAAAAAAGUGGCCCACCAGAGGCAGCAGGGUGUCAACCCCACAGUCAUCUGGGGUCAGCGAAUGCAGGGCAAGCAGCUCAGCCUGCUACGGCAGCCCCUGAAGAUACCACUGCAUUGCAGCAUCACAGAGUAAUGCUGUUAGUAUGCUGACCUCUGCCAAGCCCCUCCAUGUCCCAGCCCAGGGACCAUGGCAGCAUCAGAGGAAGGGGCAGUGGCACUACCUCAGACCAGGUCCACACACUCAGAGGAGACCUUUACGUGGGCUGGGCCUCUGGAUCAGGACUGAGGGACCCGGCAGUGGGGAAGGGAUAUCCUCCAUGCUGGGUCAGAAGGGCACUCCUGGAACACACUUCCUUUUCUUUCUGGGUCAUUCUGUCUCCCUCCAGUGUAAAGCCUUGGUAGUGGAAGGUGUCCCCAGGCUCAUCUCCUGUGCGGUACUUAACAUGUUCCCACUCAUUAGACUGGGGCGAGGCGUGUCCCUGAGCUGUGUUUACAAAGGCAGGGGGAGAGGGGCACCUGCAUCCGGAACAGCAUUAGCACGAAUGGCUAAAAUAAAAAAGUUUUCAAUGUUUAAAGGGGCCACCUUCAUUCACCUGCAAAUUUGUUUAUGUAAAACCACCUGCCCACGCUCUGGACAGGGUAAAUGAGGCAUCGUGCCUGGCGGGCAGCGUGGGCACCCUCUGGAAAGUGAACACCAAACACAGCGGUGUGACCACGUGGAACAGCUGUGUGGUGCGGAAUCCCAGAAGUGGCCCCAAUGUCCCUGAAUCACAACAGGUAGGCAUUCCCCAGACCUUAUUAGAGAACCAAGAACCUCUGGCUGCCAGGCCCACCUGCAGAGAGAUGCCAACCCUGCCCCAGGAAGCUGCACCGAGGACUCGCUCGGGGCAGGGGAGAGCCAUGGGACGACUCGGGCUUUGGCUGCAGUUCUAGCUCCCCCACCAUCUCACCGCAUGAUGGGGAGACCACACACCUGGUUGGCUCAGGACAGCCCUAAUUUAUGCCCGCUGUCCUUGCUUAGUUAUUAGUAGUGCUCCCUUUCUCUCUCAAAGGUAUCUCAUUGAAAUGAUAAAUUAUAUAUUCAUCCUUCUCGGGUUCUGUGAUCUGCCUCAAGAGCUUAUUACAUAUGAAAUCCCACCAUUGUGCCUGUUCCCUUGGCCUUGCCACGUUCAGUGUCCUCUAAGAACACAGGCCUCGGGGGUGGCUAGUUGGCUGACUAACCGGGAG